UUGCCUCGAGGCGCUUGCGCAGAGGGGAGAAAGCGGAAGGAAGGAGGACGUGGUCCGGAGCGGCCCUCCCCGGUUCUCUUUCGGGUCGGCUCCACGCCGGGCUUCCGGUCCGUCUCUGUUUCCAGCUCGGGUCGGGCAAGCUGCGGGAUGUCGCGGCGGGCCUUGAGGCGGCUGAGGGGCGAGUCGCGGGGCCAGGCGCUGCCCGAGGAGGCGGAAGCGGAGGAGGCGCCCUUGGGGGGCCUCGGCGAGGGAGGCGAAGAAGAAGAGGAGGAAGAGGAAGAAGAGGAGGAGGAGGUGCCGUCCCUGCCGGGAGGCGACGCCAAGAAGAGCCUCAGGAGGCGGAGGAGGAGGAGGAGGCCGCCCGGGCAGGAGCCCCUGGGAAGGGUCGCCAACCUCUUCGAACUGAUCACCAAUGAAGAGUCAGAGGAUGAUCUAGUAUCCAAGGAGGAGAGAGAUGAUUCCAGGCUGCAGGAGGAAAAUGACACAAGAAGUAAAGAGGUGGGCUCUGGGGCUUUGGAGAGUGACAGGAGAAGCCAAGGAGAAGAGGGAGAGCAAGUGGACCAUAUGCCUAUUUCAAGUACCAAGUCGCGGAAGAAAAAGAAGAAAAGAAAAAAUAAGAAGAAUGCAUCGGGCGAUAUUACGCACCCAGGAGAGGAUGAUAAUACAGAAGACAUUGAAAGCAUCCUGGUCAGGAUUCAGAACUCCAACGGUCCAUCAUGUCAAAAUGAGAGCAGAAUAUUCACAGACAGCCGUCCGCUGCUGUACAUAGAGCACAGGAACCUGAAUCCAGAAACUGAGCUGAAGAGAUAUUUUGGGGCCCGAGCUGUUCUUGGUGAUCAGAGGCCACGGCAGAGGCAGCGCCAGUAUGUCCGCAGCACGUGGCUGGCGGUGCCCAAGAACACUUGGCCACGGCACAGCAAAACAGGUCUCUCCAUGGCACUGCUGGACUCCAAGCGGGGGGUGCAACAUUUUGCCUUCGAGCACCAUCGCGACUACCAGCAAGUGCAGUUCAAGUUCCUGGAUGCGGUGGAAUCCAUGGACCCAAACAAUCUUGUGCUUCUGCUCCAGAUGAAUCCUUCCCACGUGGACUCGCUCCUGCAGCUCAGCGAUGUGUGUCGGAUGCAGGAGGACCAGGAGAUGGCCAGAGACCUCAUCGAGCGAGCCCUCUACACCCUGGAGUGCGCCUUCCACCCGAUGUUCAGUCUCACCAGCGGGACCUGCAGGCUGGACUACUGCAGGCCUGAGAACAGAGCUUUCUAUCUGGCUCUCUUCAAGCACAUGGUGUUCCUUGAGAGGAGAGGCUGCCCUCGCACAGCCCUGGAGUUCGGCAAGCUUAUUCUGAGCCUUGAUCCAGAGAACGACCCACUCGGCGUGCUGCUGAUCAUCGAUUUCCUGUCACUCCGAGCGAGAGAAUAUACCUUCUUGACGCGCAUGUUUCACGAGUGGGAGGGUCACCGGAACCUCUCCCAGCUCCCGAACUUCGCCUUCUCGGUCCCUCUGGCCUAUUUCUUUCUGAGUCAGCAGGAAGACCUCUCAGAUGCCGAGCUCAGCCAGGCCCACGAAAGAGCUGCCAGCCUCCUCCAGCAGGCGCUGAUCAUGUUUCCUAAUGUCCUGAUGCCUCUGCUGGAUCGCUGUAGCGUGCAGCCAGACGCCACGGUGGCCUCCCACCCGUUCUUCGGAGUGGAUGCCCAGCUAAGUUCUCCUCCUGCGUUGAACCAGCUGGUCUCUCUCUAUCUCGGGAGAAGCUGCUCCCUCUGGAAGGACCCGGCCGUGAUGGCCUGGCUGGAGACCAACGUGCACGAGGUCUUGCGGACGGUGGACUCCAAGGACCCGAGGUUGGAAGAGGCUGAGCAGAAGCGAAAAGCCAGGUACCAGAACGCUCCCAGGAACGUUUAUCGCCAUGUGAUCCUCUCAGAGAUCAAGGAAGCCACUGCCGCUUUGCCUCUGGAAGUGACCUCCCAGCCUAUAAUGGGAUUUGAUCCCCUGCCGCCUCUGGACUCCAUCAUUUCUUACACAAGGCCAGAAAGGACAACCCACCCGUCCAGUGAAAGCACUUUAUCUCUCUUCUUCCGCUCACUGUUGCCAAACUUCAACCUGCAGGGAGAAGCUGGAGCCGGCAGGGAGGAGGAUCCGGGCGCCGGGCAGAACCUCAACCAGGGUGUGAACCGACUCAUGGCAGCCAUGCGGGACAUGCUGGCCAACAUCCAGUUCCAGGAGCCGCCCCGGGACGACAACCCCGAGAUGGAUGGAGGAGAGUGGGACUGACCCCUUUUGCCCCAGACACACUCACCCUCCUCCUCCUCCUCCCCCCCACCCUCCCAAGGGAUCUCCCCUGCCAUGAAAUAAACGGAUCAGAAGGACA
Messenger RNA from Pogona vitticeps (central bearded dragon), 2362 nucleotides. It is a transcript of the gene TCF25, whose product is annotated as TCF25 ribosome quality control complex subunit. Lineage: Eukaryota; Metazoa; Chordata; Lepidosauria; Squamata; Agamidae. Gene Ontology annotation, cellular component: RQC complex. The record is from RefSeq and is a predicted model, not a curated record.